GCAGGGGAUGAGGCUUCGAUUCUGGAACACACCACCACAGGACCAAACCAACUCAUCACAUCAAGACACAUAACAUUUCAAACGCAUCCCACAUCGGAAUAUGCUCCCGCAUCUGCAUUUAUCCCAUUUUAUACUUCCCUCUUUCAUUUUUUCCCACUUCAACAUCUCCCCUCACCUCCCAUCUCUCUCUCUCUCUUGAUUGAGAGAUGGCGCGCACAACUGAAACUUCUAUUUUCAGAUACCACGGCCACCAUCGUCUCUUUUCUUUCAAUCCUACCUCUUCUGUUUCUCUCUCUUUCAGUAGGCCUCUCUUCUCACUCUCACUCUCACUCUCGUCGGUUUCGUCUUCGUCGGCGGCUUUGUGUUGUCGGUCGCCACGUGUGUCGACGGCACCGGUGGAGUAUGAGUCGCAGGAGGGAGAGUUUGAUUUCGAGGGGGAGAUUGCGAGGCUUCAGAGUCUGCGAUCGGCGAUUGGGAAUGCGAAGAGCGUGGAGGAGAAGCUUGCGGUGGUGGACGGGGAUUCGAGGGUGAAGCGGUUCUUCUGUUCGGGGAAGAGCGGGGUUUCUAGGGUUUUGGGGAGUGUGAGUUGUGAUUCGUAUGAGUUGUUUUUGGUCAAGUGUUUGGUUGCAGCGGGGCAAGAGCAUGUGCUGAGUUCGGGUUUGGGGUUGCUGGAGGGGGAGUUUGAGUCGGAGAGGAGCGCGUUGAGGAGUGUGUUUUAUGGCUUGGUGGAGAUGAUUGAGAAAUGGGAAGUGAGUGGUGCUGAGGGCUUGGGGAAGAAGAAUGGUGUGGCUGAUGAAGAGAUUGGAGCAUUGAAAAAGCUGCUGAAGACUUUAAGAGAGAUUGAACAGUUCUAUGACUGCAUUGGAGGAAUCAUUGGAUAUCAGAUUGUGGUAUUAGAGCUUCUUACCCAAUCAUUAUCCAAGAAACAUAUAAAUUGGAUCCAACACAUAAAUGAAGCAAUGCAAUGCCAGCUUCUAGAGCUACAUUCUCCUUGUGGACUUGAUCUUUCUAAAAAUACAGCUUAUGCAUCUCAAGCAGCUCUCUGGGGAGUUGAGGGUUUGCCUGAACUGGGUGAAAUUUAUCCUUUGGGAGGCUCUGCAGACAGGCUUGGUUUGGUCGAUCCUGACACAGGUGAAUGUCUUCCUGCUGCAAUGCUUCCUUAUUGUGGACGGACCUUAUUGGAAGGUCUUAUAAGAGAUCUUCAGGCUAGGGAGUUCCUUUACUUCAAGAUCUAUGGAAAACAAUGCAUCACUCCUGUUGCAAUUAUGACAAGUGCGGCAAAGAACAACCACGAACAUAUCACUUCUCUUUGUGAAAGACAUCAAUGGUUCGGAAGAGGUCAAUCAAGUUUCCAACUUUUUGAACAGCCUCUUGUUCCAGCUGUUAGUGCAGAAGAUGGUGAAUGGCUUGUAACCAAACCAUUCACACCUGUAUGCAAGCCUGGUGGUCAUGGUGUAAUAUGGAAACUUGCUUAUGACAAAGGCAUCUUCCAGUGGUUUUACGAUCAUGGAAGAAAGGGAGCAACUGUUCGACAAGUCAGUAAUGUUGUGGCUGCUACAGACUUAACCCUCUUGGCUUUAGCAGGGAUUGGAUUACGCCAUGGGAAGAAAAUGGGGUUUGCAUCCUGUAAGCGGAACUUGGGAGCAACAGAGGGGAUCAAUGUUCUAAUUGAGAAGAAUCUUGACGGGAAAUGGGAAUAUGGGUUGUCAUGCAUUGAGUACACCGAGUUUGAUAAAUUUGGAAUCACAGAUGGACUGCUUUCUUCUAAUAGUUUGCAGGCAGGGUUUCCAGCCAAUACAAAUAUUCUCUAUGUGGAUUUACCUUCUGCAGAGCUGGUUGGAUCAAGUAAUGAUGAAAAGAGUUUACCAGGAAUGGUGCUAAAUAUAAAAAAGCCGAUUGUAUAUGAAGACUAUUUUGGAUUCCAACAUAGUGUUUCUGGUGGUAGGCUGGAAUGCACAAUGCAAAAUAUUGCAGAUAAUUUUUUCAAUACAUAUGCAUCUCGGUGUUAUAAAGGUGUAGAAGCAGAUGUGCUGGAUACUUUUAUUGUAUAUAAUGAACGAAGAAGGGUUACCUCAUCCGCUAAGAAGAAAAGAAAACAUGCAAACAAGUCUCUUCACCAGACCCCAGAUGGUUCACUAUUAGAUAUCAUGCGGAAUGCUUAUGAUCUUCUUUCUCAAUGUGAUAUAAAAAUGCCUGAGCAAUGUUCUGGUGUUCUGUUGCAUCAUAAUCUGCAGAUUGAAGGUAAUGACAGAUAUGCUGACUCUGGACCACCGUUUCUUGUCCUUCUUCAUCCUGCUUUGGGCCCUCUUUGGGAGGUCAGCAGACAAAAGUUUUAUGGAGGUUCCAUUUCCAUGGGUUCUGAGUUACAAGUCGAGGUUGCAGAGUUCUUGUGGAGGAAUGUUCAGCUGGAUGGAAGCAUGAUUGUUAUUGCUGAAAAUGUUAUGGGCUCAACUAGGAUUGAUGAAAAUGGUGAGCCCAUGCUACAGUAUGGGCACAGGUGUGGAAGAUGUAAGUUACAAAACGUCAAAGUACAGAACAAAGGAAUUAACUGGAAUUCUGGUGACAAUAUAUAUUGGAAGCAUGAUGUGCAACGGUUUGAGGCAUUAAAGAUCAUACUCCAUGGAAAUGCUGAAUUUGAAGCAACUGAUGUUCUCCUACAGAGAAAUCAUGUAUUUGAAGUUCCAAAUGGCUACAAGAUGAAGAUUUCAUCAAAAAAUCCAGGUUUGGCAGUUGACUUAAAUCCUAUUGAAGAGAAAAUGAUUGAUAGCGGCAGUUGGUUCUGGAAUUACAAGAUAAGUGGCACACAUAUUCAUCUGGAAUUAGUAGAGUUCUGAGAUUCUAAUUAGAUCUGUAACCCCACAAUAUGUGAACUAUGGUUCACAGAUGUAAGUGGAGUUUGGUGGCUGACUUUUUCAUAUUUGUCAUUUGUCCUGUUGUGAUUGGUUGAACGUGAGUUAAACCUCUUCCACAGCUGGAUCUCUUUUGUUGUAAUAUUGUUGCUUAGAGCCUUGUAAGACCUGGAUGGUCCCGGCUUCAGCUUAUGUAAAAUAAACUCAAUAUAAAUGUAAAAACAAUGUUAAGAGUUCAAUUAAUAGAAGUUGAUUUUUUUAAA
Molecule: messenger RNA, 3112 nt
Organism: Vitis riparia (riverbank grape)
Lineage: Eukaryota; Viridiplantae; Streptophyta; Magnoliopsida; Vitales; Vitaceae
Product: UTP--glucose-1-phosphate uridylyltransferase 3, chloroplastic
Exons: 17
Coding region: 207-2834 (875 amino acids)
Biological process (GO): UDP-N-acetylglucosamine biosynthetic process
Molecular function (GO): UDP-N-acetylglucosamine diphosphorylase activity
Source: RefSeq, a predicted model, not a curated record